Nerophis ophidion (straightnose pipefish) is the source of this 2063-nucleotide messenger RNA. RefSeq names its product retinol dehydrogenase 7-like. Bases 275 to 1234 code for a protein of 319 amino acids. NCBI's taxonomy places the organism in Eukaryota, Metazoa, Chordata, Actinopteri, Syngnathiformes, Syngnathidae. The record is from RefSeq and is a predicted model, not a curated record. Gene Ontology annotation, molecular function: oxidoreductase activity. The transcript has 6 exons.
GUUAAGCAGGCAGGAAGUAGAAGAAGAAGAAGGUGUAAAAAAGUACGAGGAAGAGAAGCAAGAGGAAGAAGAAGAAGGUGUAAAGGUGUAAAAGUAUACCUGGCAGGUUUAAAAGUACACCUGGCAGGUGUCAGAAGGGAAUACAACUUUGUCUUCUGGCCUGUGACCAACUUUGAGGCAACUCCAGCAGCAGCGUUCUGAACAAGCUGAAGCUGCCUGGGAAGACCUGCAAGGAGACCAUUACAAUAGUCUAGCCUACUGGUAAUAAAGAGCAAUGUUCCUGUACAUCGCGGGGCUGGCGGCCCUGUGGCUUAUGUACAGAUGGUUGAAGGAGUCCAAGCGAGUGUCCAACCAGGGAGACCUUCAUGUCUACAUCACCGGCUGUGACUCUGGCUUUGGUCAGGUCCUGGCCAAGCACCUGGACAAGCUGGGCUUCCGUGUCAUCGCGGGCUGUUACACAGAAAAAGGUGAAGACGAGCUGAAGAAGGUGUCCUCUGACAGACUGACAACGCUACAUGUGGACGUCAGCGACUCGGCCAGUGUGGCAGAAGCCGCAGCUCUUGUAAAGACUGUGGUGGGACAGAAAGGACUGUGGGCCGUGGUCAACAAUGCGGGCGUGUCCGUGCCAUCGGGGCCCACAGAGUGGUUGACUAUUGAGGACUACAAAGAGAUGCUGGCCAUCAAUCUGCUGGGCGUGAUCGACGUCAGCCUGAGCGUGCUGCCCCUGGUCAAGAAGGCCAGAGGCAGAGUGGUCAACGUGGCCAGCGUGUUCGGACGCAUCAGUCCAUUCGGCGGCCCGUACUGCGUGUCCAAGUACGGCGUGGAGGCCUUCAGCGACAGUCUGCGUUUGAACAUGGCGCCCUUUGGAGUCAAGGUGGCAUGCAUCGAGCCCGGCUUCUUCAAAACCAAGGUCAGCGACGUGGAGCUGGUGAACAACAACCUGAAGAAGCUGUGGGCCAGGCUGCCUCAGGACGUCAAGGACGACUAUGGACAAGAGUUCUUGGAAAAGUCGUUGGAAACCACGGACAGAAGUUUUACGAUGCUGACAGACGGCGAUCUGAUGAAGGUGGUAGGCUGCAUGGAGCACGCCAUCGCUGCCAUGCACCCUCGCACUCGCUACUCGCCCGGAUGGGACGCCAAGUUCUUCUGGCUGCCGAUGUCCUACAUGCCGUCCUUCAUGGCAGACAGCCUCUUCAUUAGGUGCCGCCCCAAGCCUAAAGCCUCUCUGUUGUAAUUGUGUUCAAAACUUCAUGCAUCAUGUCUCAUAAUGAUAAACCAAACUUGCCAACCCUCCCCAUUUUACCGGGAGACUCCCGGGUUUCAGUGCCCCUCCCGAAAAUCUCCCAGGGCAACCAUUCUCCCCAAUUACUCCCGAUUUCCACCCGGACAACAAUAUUGGGGGCACUACCUUUAACUUCCUCUACAACCUGUCGUCACGGCCGCGUUUCCAUCAUACAAACGGCGUGCUGGUACACACAUAUAACAUAUGCAGCUUCUACACAGUCAUGAGAAUGCGACGCAUACUUGGUCAACAGCCAUACAGCUCACACUGAGGGUGGCUGCAUAAACAACUUUAACACUGUUACAAAUAUGCACCACACUGUGAAGCCACACCAAACAAGAAUGACAAACACAUUUUGGGAGAUCAUCCGCAUCUUAACACAACAUAAACUACAGAAGAAAUACCCAGAAGCCCUUGCGGCAUUAACUGUUCUGGGACGCUACAACAUACACAUCUCCUGAAUUUGGAGGUCUCAAGGUUGGCAAGUAUGUGGUUUGAAAUACAUCUGUGUCCAAAUUGACUCUGACCAAACAGCUGACUUGUAACAGGUGGGACUUGAGUGUUGCUGCUUCCCAGUUUAAUCUUCAACUCGCUUUUCUUCUUCAUGGACUUUGACUGGGUGAGGAAGAAGAGUGAAAGGAAAGCUUCUCACAACCCAACACAGUCCUCAGCAUUUAUAACUGACACUUUCUUUUUGUGUUGAUAUCAGUUCAGGACACAGAACGUCAAUGUGUACAUUUAGUGUCUCCUCUCCAGGAAUUAAAGUCUUUUUUUUCAGGUG